AAUUUGCUUAUCAAUUCAGAACUGCGAGUGGAUUCGUUCAUUCGACUGUCAGUUGUUCUGGUGGGUUCGGUUGGUGAGUCGGACUUAAGUUUUGACUACUGAACAACGGGAUUUGGUCAAUUGUGGUGGAUUGCACUAUGGACAAUAUCGACUUUGGUUUAUUCUUCCUCGACAGUCCGUCUCCUCCUACUUCGUCGUCGGACAGUGACGACGGCACAAGUUCGCCACGUCACUCGACCGAUAUCGGCAGUUGUGUUUCAAGGACAGAAGACAUAGUUUUCGAUGUCGUCCCAAUGCACGCUACCAACACUGCUUCCCCCGUGGAAGACCUGCUACGGUGCAUGUAUGAGAUGCAAGGUCACUCCCCCGUUCUCCCAGUACACCCACAAAACCUUCAGCGACCUGGCACCCUGAACUUUUGCACUGCCCCAUUUUACCCCGACUCACCGACCAGUGACUAUGGGGGCAGUAGCAGCGAUGGGUCUCUCACACCAGAAUCUCCAAUCCUGGAAGAAGGUCACAAGUGCCACAUCUGCCACAAAGUAUUGAAACAUCUCCAAAGUCUCAAGCGGCACUGGAAACGGCAUCAAGAAGGGAAUACCAAGUACGUUUGUCGCAUAUGUUUAAAACCUCUGUCGACUCAGGCUUCACGAGUUCGGCAUGAAAAUUCACACAAGGGACGGGAAGAAGAAGAUGUCAGCGAAAAUGGUCAUCGCGGGUUUCGACAGGCGUGUCCAACUUGCGAGAAAAUGUUUUGGGAUCGGACACUAUUCGAACGGUAGACAUCAAACCGUGCACAGCGAGGAAAAAAUAUUGUCAUGUGAUUAUUGCCACGUCGGGACUAAAAGAUUCAAAACAAAGUGUACUCUCCACCGACAUUUAAAAAAAGCCCACAAUUUGCUACUUGGAACUUCUGUUCGACAACAAUCGUAACAAUAAUUGUGACAACAAUCGAUCAUGGAUUAAUGGAGGGUUGAAGAUUUAUUGGUCUUGUAAAGUGGAUGAAGUAUUUCUAUUUGACUACAAAUAUUGGGAUUUGGACUGAUUUAAUAGAUUUUAUUAUUUUUGGAUCGACAAUCUCAUGACUUUUUAGACUUUUGUUAAGUACCGACUCGGUACUUAACACAAUAAGAAAUAAGAUAAGAACAGCUCUACUACCGAGAGCUGUUCUUAUCUUUUAUUUUGUUCGGUUAAACUUUAUAAUAUUUUAUGAAGAUCGAAAGAAGAAAUGCUGUUAUUGAGUUAUGAUAUAUUUUAUUUUAUGGGAUUGGCCUCCACCUGACAGAUUUUAUGGUCGAAUGUAUACCACUAAAUUGCUAAUAUUUGCAGGGAGUGCCGUUUGUAAAAAUGAAAAAUUGACAAAAUGAAUAAUCAUUAAACCAACUUGAAAUGUUA
Folsomia candida is the source of this 1395-nucleotide messenger RNA. RefSeq names its product zinc finger protein 205. Gene Ontology annotation, biological process: regulation of transcription by RNA polymerase II. NCBI's taxonomy places the organism in Eukaryota, Metazoa, Arthropoda, Collembola, Entomobryomorpha, Isotomidae. The transcript is spliced from 4 exons. Bases 138 to 782 code for a protein of 214 amino acids. The record is from RefSeq and is a predicted model, not a curated record. Gene Ontology annotation, molecular function: DNA-binding transcription factor activity, RNA polymerase II-specific; RNA polymerase II transcription regulatory region sequence-specific DNA binding. Gene Ontology annotation, cellular component: nucleus.